AUGCACUCGCCGCGAAAACACAAAUCACUUGCUCCUGAGCAUCCUGUCAUUCAAAGCGACACUCAUUGCGCGAGCCUACGCGUACCCGUUCAAGCAAACCGUAAUUCGGAUAACCCGACUACUCGGCCAAUCCAUUUCCAAAUAAUAGUCCCAUCGACGCCUAGCACCAGUCGGCUCAAAGUCGGAGCCUCAGCUAAGCAAACAGGUAAAAUGUCCGGUGUUUCGGGCGAAGAUAAACCCGUAAUCAAUUUCGACGAAGCUAGCGAGGAACAGAGCGUUGCCUCAUCGAAGGAACCCUCGCUCAUACCAUCUCCGGGUGCACCUAGUACCUCUCGUGCCAAGUCGACUUCCCCUGAGCCGUCCCUCAUGGACACGCUCAUGGACGAGCUACCACUAGAAGAAGCGUUCCAACUCCUAUACGGAAGCGAGCCGGGUGACGACGAUAGUCACAUGGUCGUUUCGUAUGAGGACUCGUCAGUCUGUUAUCACGAGGGCAUACAUCCAGUGCUGUACCGCGUAAAAUCGCUGUUGGCAAGGAGCCGCGCCUGGAGUCGCGUCCACAUGGAGGUUCCAUUACCGGACGCGGUAUUGAUCUUCAUACGAUCAACAUUAGAGCAUUCGCGCUCACGUUCUGCACGGAGAAACGCCACGUGGAUAUUUCAUCUCCUGAUUGGGGAUUUGGUAUGGGUUUACUCCUUGACCCCAUCCAAAAAAUUCCUAAAGGAGGGCGUCCCAUACCCGGAAACAAUUGAACAGGCUUGCCACCAUCGUAGAGCAACGGUGUGGCGCGUCGAUCGUUUUGGUCUCAUCCAUCGGGACCUCAAGGAAACGCUGGGUUAUGUAAUCACCAUUGCAUCAAAAGCGUACCAAACCUUCCAGGUAUGCAUGAAGGGUCACCGCACCGUGGUGACGGUUAACAGGAACCGUCUGAAUUCCGACGUAGACUUCACCAAUCUACAGCCGAAUUCGUUCAUCACGGCGCCCUUUCGCCCGCGUCAGCUGGACUACAUGUUAUUCGCCUGCGAGCCGACACCGAUCGCGUUCAAUCAUCUACGCGAAUUUUUGGCGGAUGUGCAAUAUUUCCCUAGCGCUCCGCCCGCACCAUUCGACGUACGGCCCACAUCGGCGCAUCACCAAAAUUGGUGCGCAGCAAGCUGA
Molecule: messenger RNA, 1158 nt
Organism: Ostertagia ostertagi
Lineage: Eukaryota; Metazoa; Nematoda; Chromadorea; Rhabditida; Trichostrongylidae
Source: the annotation of a GenBank genome assembly